This is a messenger RNA of Saxophila tyrrhenica, 816 nucleotides long. RefSeq lists its product as uncharacterized. The transcript is spliced from 3 exons. Gene Ontology annotation, molecular function: oxidoreductase activity. The record is from RefSeq and is a predicted model, not a curated record. The coding region runs from base 1 to 816 and encodes 271 amino acids. Lineage: Eukaryota; Fungi; Ascomycota; Dothideomycetes; Mycosphaerellales; Extremaceae.
AUGUCUCAACAACCCGUCCUCGUCCAGACCGCCUCGCUGCACAACAAAGUCGCCCUCAUCACCGGCGCCUCGCGCGGCAUCGGCAAGGGCUGCGCCCUCGAGCUCGCCCGCCGCGGCUGCUCCAUCGUCGUCAACUACGCCAACAGUAAAGCCGGCGCCGACGAGGUGGUCAAGGAGAUCGAAGGACUCGGAACCGGCGCCAAGGCUGUCUCGAUCCAAGCCGAUGUGAGCAAAGUCGCGGAGAUCGAGCGUCUAUUCCAGGAGUCGAAGAAGGCUUUUGGCAAGGUGAACAUUGUGAUGAGCAACAGCGGCACCGAGAGCUGGGAUAAGACGGAGGAUAUUACCGAGGAGAAGUUUGACCAUGUGUUCAACUUGAACGCGCGGGCGCAGUUUUUCGUCGGCCAGGCGGCGUGGAAGCAUUUGGAGAAUGAUGGGCGGUUGAUCUUGAUGAGCUCGAUUGCCGCGGGGCUGUUGGGUGUGAAGGACCACAGCUUGUACAAUGCGUCGAAGAUGGCCGUCAUUGGCAUGAUCAAGGCUUUUGCGACGGACUUUGGCGCGAGGGGGAUUACUGUCAAUGGCGUCGCGCCCGGUGGGAUUAAGAGUGACAUGUUCACGCAGAAUGCGUGGCACUACAUCCCCGGUGGCACUCCAGAGUGGCCAGCGGACAAGAUCGAGAAGCUGAUGGCUGAGCACUGCCCGCUCAAGCGCUGCGCUGUCCCAGAGGACGUCGCUCGUGUGGUGGCUUUCCUCGCUUCUGGCGACGGCAGCUGGGUCAACGGCCAAGUCAUCACCAUCUCUGGCGGAUCCUCGCAGUAA